CCUUUUGUAAGCUCAUGCAGUUCUGAAGCAAGCAAUGUAGCCACUCAGAGAAGGGAGUGAAAGAUUAUCACCAUCUGGAUACCGCAAUGCAGGCCCUUCUUUGGGGAACGGGGCGCAAAGAGCACCAAGAGUUUUUCAUAUCCAACCCAUUCAGUUAAACCCCCCACCAAUUAAACCCAUAAAGUGUACGUGCCAGUAUCGUUCACCAUUCUUGAAGUUAAGUCCACCUUGCUAUUUUUGCUCUACUACAGACCGACCUCCGAAAUACAGAGAAACAGAUGGUUUUGACUGGCGAAGAGCCAAGGGCAGAUUGCUCUGCGUGGUUAAGACUCUUGGAAAGAAAAACCGUAUACAACAAGAUGCUUCAUCGUCUAGUGACUUUUGCGAAAUGAAUGAUAUUCCAUUUACUAUUAGUGAUGGAAGGAUGCAGGGGCCAUCAAACAAUAAUCACGGAGAAUCUCUGCCCUCCCAAUGCAAUUCUAGUAAUUUAUCAGUAGCAUCACAUGAGUCCCAGAUCCACACAGAUGACAUUCAGAGAGCAGAGGUCAGUAUUACUGAAUCAGCUGAUGACAGAUGUCCACAGCAAAGAAGAAUUGGCAGCCUUUCUGGGAAUAAUAACGGAAGCUUAGCCUUAAGGACCGUGUCAUCAGAUCCACCACCAUACUUCAUGGGAGGCACAAGAAUACCCCCACCUUACUCCCCUCCCACUCCAUCCUCAUUUCCCCAAUACGCUGCAAGUGAGAGCUGGUCGUCAAAUUUUCACUGGCAACAUGAAUAUGACUUUACGCAAGUGGAGUUUGGUAGAAACUGAUUGUCGAUUCUAGCCAUUGUGAUAUGAGAGGUUCGAGACUUUCAAAGGGCGCCCCUAUGUCCAGGAGACUCCCGCCUUCUUUGAUGUAAUAUGAACUAACUCCAAUCAUCCUCUUAUGAAAAAUCACAUCGUCUGGCACGCUUCAAGCUUCCAUCCAAGAUGAAGAAGCUUCUUCGAAUUAUUUAUAUUUUAGCCAUUGUUAGCUGGGGAGCAGCUGGAGAAGAAUUAGACCCCACAACAGAAUCGUUAGACUUUUCUCCGAAUAUUUAUCUGGAUGAGCACAGCCCAUCUUUACCUUUGGUCAGCGAGUCAUCAGAACAAGACAGUCCUUCAGAGACAGAUGAGCAUAACCCACAUUCCUUAACUCUGGUUAAGAAGUCAUCAGAACAAGACAGUCCUUCUGAGACAGAUGAGUAUAACCCACUUGCCUCACCUCUGGUCAGCAAGUCAUCCGAAAAUAAAAGUCCUUCAGAGACAGAUGAGCAUAACCCACUUUCCUCACCUCUGGUCAGCAAGUCAUCAGAACACGACAGUCCUUCAGAGACAGAUGAACAUAACCCACUUUCCUUAACUCUGGUUAAGAAGUCAUCAGAACAAGACAGUCCUUCUGAGACAGAUGAGCUUAACCCACUUUCCUCAACUCUGGUCAGCAAUUCAUCAGAACACGACAGUCCUUCUAAGACAGACGAGCAUAGACCACUUUCCUUAACUCUUGUCAAGAAGUCAUCAGAACAAGACAGUCCUUCAGAGAAAGAUGAAAAUAUACGGCACCAACGUCAAAUACGUUUCAAAAGUUCCUACCAGGAACUGCCUAAGUCUCUCCAGAAUCCUUUCCUGGGUAAUGGAGCCAAUACAGAUACAUCAUCAGAGUAUUCUUAUUUUGUACAAGUUGACUUAGAUGAUCCUCCGCCAAGUACUGCUCUCACUACGCUUCCUGAAGGAGUGAAAAUCUACUUUCCUCCAGUGUCCGAUGUCAUUGCACCUGUAAGGAAGGCACCUAGCCUCCAAAAAUCGCUGAUCACUGUGGAGGCGCCAACAUUUCAGUCCAAAAUGGAAGGAAAAGACUCUUCAACUUCUUUAUUAUCAUCCUCAGCUCACUUACUGACAAGUUCAUAUUCAUCUCUAGAGGACCAAGAUACAUUUCUCACUUCAACAAACAAACCUGUGACAUCAACUGAUUCCUCUAAUCUUAUAGGUUCUCAAGUGACAGCACACAGACAGAGAAACCCUACAACAAAUCAGUCUCCUCAUGCACAAAAGAAUUUUCAGAACACGAACAACAUAAACACUGAACAGUCCAGUUAUUUGUCUUACGAAGAAAAUGAUAAACCUAAAAACUCCCUUGUAACACAGAAACGCAUAUCAACUUCUCGCUCACCUUUCGUGGGAGCUAGCAAAUCAUCAUCAUUCAAAAGUAAUGCCUCUCCUGGUAAACCAUUUUGGAGGCCCCCAUCUUCACUAACUACAUCAUCAUCACCAAUACUGUCACAGCCAUUUAUACCAUCAUCUACCCCUACAUCCUUAGUUUCACAUCGCCAACCAACAUUAGCACCCACAUCCAUUUUUGGCUCUGGUGUUACCACCACAACAAGACCAAGCACCAGAUUUCCCAAAACAUUUCCAGGUUCAUCCACGCCAUCAUUCUUCUCAACCACUCCUUCCACACCCUUUCACCGAAAACAGACAACACCAUUUCGUGCCUCUUCUCCUGAUUUGCAUUCAAACACAAGUCCUCAACCAAACCAAGCCUUUUCUACUCCACUAACUAGUUCCCAAAACUCACUACAUUGGAAUCCAACGCCCAAACCGCAAGUAUCUCAGUUCCAGUCUUCAUUCAGAUUUCCAACUCCGUCUCCAUCGGUGUCUGUAACAUCAACAGGUACCUCUGGAUUACAAAUACCUGGAUCUCCAGCUCCACCUAAAUCCCAAACACCUCAUAGAAACCGACCCUUUAACUCUCAGAAAACGUUUAGUAUGUCUGUUGGGGGGUUCUUUAAUCCUGGCCAAAAUCUAGUGUCCCACACAAAACCACAAACCCAUUUCCCCACAUCUAAUGGCAAGUCUUUACUAAAUGGUUCCCCAAACGUUUUACAGGCCAACAAGGGAUUCAAACGCCCUGAUAGUGGCAUACUGUCACAGCAUCCACCGAGAGACGGUAAGACAAGAGCUUUAGUUAACUCAGACAAUAGUCAUACUAGAGGUUCCUCUUCAAGUAGUGGCCCUGACUAUCCGACCCUUCGUACUAUCCCUAAAACUGGAUUUGAUUGUGCUUCUAAAGACUUUGGUGGAUACUAUGCAGAUCCAGAAACUAACUGUCAGGUGUUCCACGUGUGCUGGGGGCGUCGCAGCGCGUCGUUCCUGUGCCCAGAGGGCACCCUCUUCAAUCAGCAGAUUCUGGUGUGCGACUGGGCAUACAACGUGCAGUGCUCUUCUUCACUGAUGGCUUCCUUCGAGAAAAGAGAGAACCUCUUCGAUAACUGGGGCAGGAACCGAGUACUGUAGGCUACAGCUUCUACUGGUAUUGACGCUUCCUUUCCUUCAGAACUUCCGUCGUCACUGGCUGUCACGCGCAGCGCAAAACGAAUCUUAACGCCUUUAUAUUCUUCGUCGCUUAAGCUUGUCCACAUUCCCCAGUUCUUUCUCACCGGCAGUUGUAAAGUUAUGGGCGAAAAGCAGCGUUUAGUGAGUUCAACAUUAUAGCAAUAGUGAUUUGGUGGUACUCAGUGCAUCGCAGAGGACCUCCCUCGUUCAAAACACCACGUGAAAACGUUAAUUUUUAUCAAUUUGCAUUUUUUUUUAUUACAAAGUGAUCAUAUCUUUCGAACUAACAGCGCAAAGGUGGUCUGAUUUUCGUUUCUUGAAACUUUUAUGGGAAAUAAAGAGAAACAAAAUAAAAAUUCCCUGACCUCAAAGAAAAGAAUGAGACUUCGCAUUAUACACAAAGCAUAAAAGAAAAAAAAAUACACGAAUGUGAAGGCUUCAGACAAAGAACAAGGCACAACUGAUUAAGAACAGCGUGUCAGGAAUCGUGUUAAAUUUACUUCGUGAUGAAAACAGUGAUCAAGUGGAGAAACUGCUUACGUCUCGCAGAUGACGAAUUUGAUUUCUAUAGAAGCGCAAAGUGAUAGAGAAAUGAAACGGAAUAUAGAAAAAAUGAUCAUUUCGAAACGCGUGCUGGUUAUAGUGUAUUCCUGCAGAGUCCUCCGUGAACGAGGGAUAAUUCUUUCAAGUAUUUUACCUUUGUUUUCAUCAAUUUGCUUCAA
Macrobrachium nipponense is the source of this 4074-nucleotide messenger RNA. Its product is annotated as mucin-2-like. The transcript is spliced from 5 exons. The record is from RefSeq and is a predicted model, not a curated record. Gene Ontology annotation, cellular component: extracellular region. The coding region runs from base 971 to 3313 and encodes 780 amino acids. Lineage: Eukaryota; Metazoa; Arthropoda; Malacostraca; Decapoda; Palaemonidae. Gene Ontology annotation, molecular function: chitin binding.